Molecule: messenger RNA, 2024 nt
Organism: Perognathus longimembris pacificus (Pacific pocket mouse)
Lineage: Eukaryota; Metazoa; Chordata; Mammalia; Rodentia; Heteromyidae
Gene: Gpr88
Product: G protein-coupled receptor 88
Exons: 2
Coding region: 858-2024 (388 amino acids)
Biological process (GO): G protein-coupled receptor signaling pathway
Cellular component (GO): membrane
Molecular function (GO): G protein-coupled receptor activity
Source: RefSeq, a predicted model, not a curated record
CAGACUUUGUGGAUAAUUACCCAUGUCUCACUUUAGCAAGGGGGGAAGAGGGGGAGAUGUGUUUCAAUUAGAAUAUAAAGUAAUCCUUCUAAUGCAGGAAUGAAGAGACAAGUCCUGGGUAUUUGGGCUGUAUUUAUCUCUGAGAAAAAUCUAGCCUCCAGCAUGCAUCAGACUGAGAUGAGAGAAACUGGGGAGUGUAAUGAAAUUUUAUUCUAACAUUGAAGGGAAGGAAGGAAAGAAAAAAUGAGGCAGAAUGGAAAAUAAGUUGACUGAGAGGAUGAGAGAAAAGAGAGGGAGAAACUUGCUAAAGCAUAGGACUCUGAGCAGGGAAUUUUUCUUCCCUUUACAAGUUGGGAGCUGUUGAAUAAUUCAUGGGGUGCAUGGCAAGGCUGUCUCUUCCCUGGGUGAUGUAUCACGGAGCAGGAGAGGGUUCUGAGUGGGUUCAUCACAUCAGCAACCACUCUUGGUGCUCUCCCCUGGAGCUCAGCCUCUGCCUCUGCAGCCUGGCAUCCUCGCUGCUGCCUGCCUGCCCACCGGCCUGGGCUUGCAGCCUGCUGGCACCUUACGUUGGCCGGUUCUGCUGCCAGCUUCUGAGAAGACUCCCCACAAGCAGCCGCUUCCUGCCUGGGACAGGUGUGUGGACGCUGUUUGGAAGGAGCUGGGCCCUUGCCCCUGGCACGGAUCCCAGACUGAGAGCUGAGUUUCUCCUGUUGAUUUCUGGACCACAAAUACUGCUGCUGAGAAGGUAUUUCCUGGCAUCUCUCCCUCUGCCCCUGCCACCAGCCCAGCCCCAAGCCAGGCAAUCAGGUGUCACGAUGGGACGACGCUAGGGCUGGAGGGGUGAAGAGUUGGCCAGAAUGACCAACUCCUCGUCCCCAUCCUCCUCCACCACCGGGGGGUCGCUGCUGCUGCUGUGCGAGGAAGAGGAGCCGUGGGCGGGCCGGCGCAUCCCCGUGUCGCUCCUGUACUCGGGUCUGGCCAUCGGGGGCACGCUGGCCAACGGCAUGGUCAUCUAUCUCGUGUCGUCCUUCCGAAAGCUGCAGACCACCAGCAACGCCUUCAUCGUGAACGGCUGCGCGGCCGAUCUCAGCGUCUGCGCCCUGUGGAUGCCCCAGGAGGCCGUCCUGGGGCUCCUGCCCGCGGGCUCCGCAGAGCCCCCCGCGGACUGGGACGGCGCAGGGGGCAGCUAUCGGCUGCUCCGGGGUGGGUUGCUGGGCCUGGGGCUCACGGUGUCCCUCUUGUCCCAUUGCCUGGUGGCCCUGAACCGCUACCUCCUCAUCACCAGGGCGCCGGCCACCUACCAGGUGCUGUACCAGCGGCGCCACACGGUGGGCAUGCUGGCGCUAUCCUGGGCGCUCGCCUUGGGGCUGGUGCUGUUGUUGCCGCCUUGGGCUCCGCGGCCGGGGGCCUCGCCGCCCCAGAUCCACUACCCCGCGCUGCUGGCGGCGGGAGCGCUGCUAGCGCAGACGGCGCUGCUGCUCCACUGCUACCUGGGCAUCGUGCGCCGCGUGCGCGUCAGCGUCAAGAGGGUCAGCGUGCUCAACUUCCAUCUGCUGCACCAGCUGCCCGGCUGCGCCGCCGCCGCCGCCGCCUUCCCCGCCGCCCCGCACGCCCCGGGCCCCGGCGGCCCCGCCGGCGCCGGCCCCGCACACCCCGCGCAGCCGCAGCCUCUGCCCCCGGCGCUGCAGCCGCGCCGGGCGCAGCGUCGGCUCAGCGGGCUGUCGGUGCUGCUGCUCUGCUGCGUUUUCCUGCUGGCCACGCAGCCGCUCGUGUGGGUGAGCCUGGCCAGCGGCUUCUCGCUCCCCGUGCCCUGGGGCGUGCAGGCGGCCAGCUGGCUCCUGUGCUGCGCCCUGUCCGCGCUCAACCCGCUGCUCUACACCUGGAGGAACGAGGAGUUCCGGCGCUCCGUGCGCUCCGUCCUGCCCGGCGUCGGGGACGCGGCUGCCGCCGCCGCCGCCGCCACCGCCGUGCCAGCCAUGUCCCAGGCCCAGCUGGGCACCCGCGCCGCCGGCCAGCACUGGUGA